Molecule: messenger RNA, 976 nt
Organism: Drosophila eugracilis
Lineage: Eukaryota; Metazoa; Arthropoda; Insecta; Diptera; Drosophilidae
Product: lectizyme
Exons: 1
Coding region: 40-873 (277 amino acids)
Biological process (GO): proteolysis
Molecular function (GO): serine-type endopeptidase activity
Source: RefSeq, a predicted model, not a curated record
GGCUGGGUAGGCAGUAGACAUUCUUCGCCAAUCUGCAGAAUGAAGCUGAUCGCUGUGACUUUACUUGUUGCCCUGGUGGCCGCCGCCCAGGGAGGAAAGCUCUCCGACAAGCUGGCCAAGAUCGUGCCUAGCUUCGCCACUGGCUUUGUGAUCAACGGCACGGAGGCGGAACCUCAUUCCGCCCCGUACAUUGUUUCCCUCGCCACUAACUACGACAAGCACUCGCACAUCUGUGGAGGCACCAUAAUCGCCAAGGAGUGGGUAGUAACCGCUGCUCAUUGCAUUUCGUCACCAGUAGGAAUGAGUGUCAUUGCCGGUCUCCAUACCCGCGCCGAAGUGGAUGAGCUUACCCAGCAGCGCAAGGUUGACUUUGGCCGCGUUCACGAAAAGUACUCCGGUGGAGUAGGACCCUACGACAUUGCCCUGCUCCACGUGAGCGAGCCCUUCAUCUUCAACGAGUGGGUUUCGGCAGCCACCUUGCCCAGUCGUGAGCAAGUCCAUGAGGGAGAGACCCAUCUGUACGGCUGGGGACAGCCCAAGUCUUACGUCUUCACUGCCGCCAAAACUCUGCAGACUGUUACCACCGAAAUUGUGAACUACGACGAGUGCAAGGCUGAGCUUCCGGAAACCGCUCCUCUGGCUGAGAGCAACAUUUGCUCAUCUUCCCUGCAACAGAGCAAGUCAGCCUGCAACGGCGACUCCGGCGGCCCACUGGUCGUUGAGACCAAUAAGACCGCAUCCGAGCUAAUUGGUGUCGUAUCCUGGGGCUACAUACCCUGUGGAUUGGCCAACCUGCCCUCUGUCUAUACCAGGAUAUCCGCCUACGUCGACUGGAUCACCAACAUUCAGAGUGCCUACUACCAGCUCUUCUAAAGCGAAGGGAGGAAAUAGCAGUCAGAUUCAAUGAAAGGAUCGGAAUCACUUUGGUCAUAGCCAUGAUCGAUUGUUGAAUAAAAGCAUCCUACUGAAGUUUAAA